CAUAUUUCGUCUAUUUAAACAAGUUUUAUAUACAACCAAAAUAUUAAGAAAUAAUGGACGUGUAAUAAUCUUCUAUCUUUACAAAAUUCCAAAAGCAGGCAUUUUCCAUGCAUGAUAUCCAAUCACAAACUGCCACGCGUAUAAUAACUGGCUAAAAGUAAAGCAACACGCUCCUCGUUUUCAAAAAACUUCAAAUCGUUCUCAGUUCUCAUUUUCCCUCUCACCCUGAACUUCCUCAACACUGGACUCUUCUUCAAAGCCUCUGAAACACUCCUCAUGGAUCUCCAUUCUACUGCUUUUCCAGGCAAAAGCAAAGCAACAGCAAACAAAGAGAAGAAAGAUGGUGACAGAAACACCAAAAUCACCAAUAGCAGGCCAAAGCCGGCUUUUGGUGUUCCAAGGAGCACAAACAUACCUGCCAGGAAGAGCCUAUUGUCAAAGAGACAGCCUACUGCUACCUCAAGGCCAUCGAAGCCGGUGGAGAGCCUCACAAAGUUGGGUUUACAGAAAAACUUCAAGGCUGAAGCCACUGUUGAUGAUGGCAAGAAUGCUUCUAAGAAUAGAUUUCAGAAACUGCAAAUAGAGAUCACCAAUCAAGAAUUUGAGAGACCGGGAACAGAGGUGACAAUGAAGAAUGGUGAACAGGACAUGACACAGACACCUGUGUCCUUGGUGAAGAGUGUGGCACCGGAGACACCAUACCAGAGUGCUAAGAACUGCACCAAGUGUAGGCUUAACAGGCUGGAGUCUUCAUCCUACUGGCUUGCUCAGAUUAAGCUUGCGGAGUCUGUUGGGAAGCACUUCAUCUCUGCCAUGUUCUUCCGUCUUGCCUUGGAUUGCCAUGCUGAGCCAUUUUCGAGUCUUCAUAGUGAGUUCAAGCAGUACAUCCAGCGGCAUGGAGCUGCUUCCUAAGGAUGCUGCUCUCUGGGAUGAGCUUUGCAGAUUGUAUGGAUUCAGGAAUGACAGUCCGGAAACAUGAUCUUGAUCUUCUCACUAGGAAUGACUUUGUUCUUGUAGAGCACGGUGAUCCCAAGUUUGAUGAGACAUGCAAAGAUGGAUUUUGGGAAUGUGAUCAUAUUGUCACUGAUACUGGGAAUGCAUUAGUGAAAGAAGAACCUAUGAAGAUCAAAGACACUAACAAAGUUGAGCCUAAAGUUUGUCUUUUUUUUGGAAGGGACUCCUACAAAGGCUCAGUUUCAACUUGUGUGAGGGGUGAUCAUGACAGUGAAUUAUACAGAGAGAAGCAUAAAAGAAGCCCUGUUUUCAUAUCUAGUAAGUCCUCUUCACAAACCAAGGAAGAGAGAUCUGCAAGAAGAAAUGAAGCUGGGGCUAAAGCGAAACAAAGUAGUCAGAGUAGCAACAUGGUUGGAACAGAUGGAAAACACCCUUUGGGUGAAAACUCUAGCUCUCUAUUGAAUUUGGAGAAACUACAACAAAUAAGAGCUAGGGCAGCUACAAUCAUAGCAUCUCCUGAUGAGUUUUCUUUGCAGAAUAGCUAGCAACUGGAAUUUGAACAAAAUGAUGUGCGGCAAUGAGUGAAUUAGGCCAAUGAUCAGGUUAGAGGUAGCUGUUAGUUAGAGCAAAUGCAAUCAAGUGUGCAGCAAUGAGCAUUUGAUGCUCCAGCCAAAGUGAUGGUUAGGUCAAUGUUGUUCCAAAUGAUGCGUUUAUUUAUUGUUUUGUUAUUGUACCUGCAUGUCGUAUUUUGCAUUCUUUAUAAAAGUUUCAGUUUGUUUUUGUAACAUAUCUGAGUCAUGUGUAAUGCUUUGAAUUGGAUGUGGAAGAACAGCUUGCUUGGAGGUUCUCUAUUAGAUUCUUACAGUGCGUCUCUGUAUCAUUUUAUAUCAAACUUAAACUAAU
Dioscorea cayenensis subsp. rotundata (Guinea yam) is the source of this 1857-nucleotide messenger RNA. RefSeq lists its product as uncharacterized. The record is from RefSeq and is a predicted model, not a curated record. Bases 277 to 912 code for a protein of 211 amino acids. The transcript has 6 exons. NCBI's taxonomy places the organism in Eukaryota, Viridiplantae, Streptophyta, Magnoliopsida, Dioscoreales, Dioscoreaceae.